GCAUCCGCAUCUCAAAGUUGGCUAUUCUGCGUUUGCCUAUUAACCACUUUCAUGUUUAUGUUUUUUGUUUUAAAAGCGAUAUUGUUAUCAUUUUCACCCACGUUUUCAGGACGACCAAUCUCAUAGUAAAACCAUAAGAAAUACGUUUCUUGCACGGGUAGAAUGUUCCCGCUAAAUGGUUACUACUAGAGAAAUUUAAUGGAUCAUCAGGUUUACUACCGGUUCACGCAGACGAAUGGGGUUCCGCAGGAAUCGAAACUAGCGAAUUAUAUGAGCAUCCAGAAUUCGAGCGCCAACAACCUACACCAGACGUUUCAGAGCAAAUUGAACCUAGAAGCGUCCAUCACACCCAAGAAGACGUUAUCUAGCCCCCAGUGCAUCGGAGGAGCAGGACUGGUAUCAAGUGCUCCAGCUUCACCGAACAUCUUCAACUCCUUCACCCCCACGUUAGAUGCGACUCCAAUCCGGUGCGUCUCGAGCGGCGUCGAGCACCCCGAGAACUCGUCGAGCCAGUCGACCUCCCCGAACCGAGUCAGCAGCUGCUCGCCUAUGUCCCAGGAUGUGUCGGGCAACAACAUCGCCCUAGCGUACCAGGAGAACGUAGGAGGCACGACGUACUUCUACUCCACCACCUCGGAGAGCUGCCACGCCCCCGACGUCGUCAUCAGCACCAACAUCCCCUCGGACUACAAUGUCUAUCCGGGCACCCCCAACCACAUCGCCUCGCUCAAGUCCAAGCAGGACGCGGCCUUCUUCAUCUCGAAGGACCUGCAGAUGGAGAUGAUGAACCGGAACGCGCUGACGCUGAUGCAGAACAACCAGCAGUAUGCCGAUCUUCCACAAGUUGACAGUUACCAUGAAUUGUGCCCUCUGGAGCGGAUUCCGAGUAACUCGCUGCACAAGACGCAUUUGGGGUACCAAGCUUCGAUGUACAAAGCGCUGCAUGUGAAGACUGGGACUCCGUAUUGUUUGAGACGCGUGCAUGGGUUUCGACUCCAAAAUGCAAAGUGUAUGGUAAUUGUUGACUUAUGGAAAAACUUAAACCAUUCCAAUAUUGUACAACUGCAAGAAGUUUUUACUACGAAGGCCUUCGGUGAUAAUUCUUUGAUAUUCGUUUACGAUUACUACCCCGGCUCCGAGACCCUCCUAAGUAAGUAUUUUUCGUCCGAUCAACCCGACCCUUUCGCCCCUGACACUUCACCGAGACCUUAUAGUCAUCAAAAAAAUAACAUUUUGCGCCACCAACAAAACAACAAACUCCCGGAGUUCUUAAUCUGGAACUACAUAAUCCAACUUACUUCCGCCUUGAGAUUAAUCCACUCUUCUGGACUAGCCUGCAGGAGUCUAGACCCCACAAAAAUAAUAAUCACUUCUAAGAAUAGGUUAAGAUUAAGCUGUUUAGGUGUAAUGGAUGUUGUUCUAAACGAAAGCAAUGCCUCAAUGAAUCCUUUAGCUUUAGUCCAGCAUUAUCAGCAGGAGGAUCUGACGGCCCUGGGAAAGUUGGUCUUGGCGUUAGCCUGUAAGUCGACGGUGGCUGUGCAAAGGGAAAACAUUUCCACUGCAGUGGAUAUCAUAAGCCGCUCGUACACGACGGACCUCAGAAACUUGAUUAUGUAUCUGCUCUCUCCACAGCAGAGGAAAAGCAUCACAGAUUUAAUGCCGAUGAUCGGGGCCAGGUUUUAUACGCAGAUGGACAAUUUGCACAGUUAUAUAGAGGUGCUAGAGUACGAGGUCUCUAAAGAAAUAGAGAACGGGAGACUUUUCAGAUUAAUGGCGAAGUUGGGCACUAUUAACGAGAGACCAGAACUGAACAUGGACGGUGCCUGGGCCGAAACAGGCGACAGAUACAUGCUCAAAUUAUUUAGGGACUACGUUUUUCAUCAAGUGACAGAGGAUGGCCGUCCUUGGGUCGACAUGGCACACAUAGUACAAUGUUUAAAUAAGCUAGACGCAGGUGUCCCCGAAAAGAUUUGUUUGAUGUCUCGUGACGAACAAAGCAUGCUGGUGGUGUCGUACGCAGAACUAAAACAUUGCCUAGAACAAUCAUUUCAUGAAAUUCUAAACGCAACGCCAGUGAAAAAGGAUUUAAUCGACGUGGAGGAUAAAUUGUACAUAAAAUGUGAGAACGAAAAAACUGUGAACCUUAAAUAAGUACUGUGGUACCACAUUACUUUGGUAAUGCGGAUCUAGUUUUGUAUUUUCUCCACCGGAAAAUGUUUGCAAUAAUACAUAAUUAAGUAUUUUUUGCUUAAUGGAUUUUCAAAGUUUUAUUUUUUUAUAUUAUUGUAAACAUUUCGACAGCAAUCUUUUCCAUCAAGAAUUUUUAAAAAAUAUUUUUUGUAUGUUAUAUUUAUUUAUAAGAGUAACAAAAAUAAAAGGAAAAUGUGACGGAA
Zophobas morio is the source of this 2393-nucleotide messenger RNA. RefSeq names its product PAN2-PAN3 deadenylation complex subunit Pan3 (gene PAN3). Gene Ontology annotation, biological process: protein phosphorylation; mRNA processing; nuclear-transcribed mRNA poly(A) tail shortening. Gene Ontology annotation, molecular function: poly(A) binding; protein kinase activity; ATP binding. Gene Ontology annotation, cellular component: PAN complex; P-body. The transcript has 12 exons. Lineage: Eukaryota; Metazoa; Arthropoda; Insecta; Coleoptera; Tenebrionidae. The record is from RefSeq and is a predicted model, not a curated record. Bases 199 to 2151 code for a protein of 650 amino acids.